This is a messenger RNA of Pseudophryne corroboree (corroboree frog), 2137 nucleotides long. RefSeq names its product zinc finger protein OZF-like. The transcript has a single exon. The coding region runs from base 39 to 1550 and encodes 503 amino acids. The record is from RefSeq and is a predicted model, not a curated record. Lineage: Eukaryota; Metazoa; Chordata; Amphibia; Anura; Myobatrachidae.
GUGGACACACAAGCAGGAAUAUCACAGAAGGACAUCUAAUGUUAUCCCCGGAUUGUGACAUAAAAGAUGACAGUAGACAGGAUUCUCCAGGAGAUAACCCCAUUACCCCAAUUAUACAUCCAGCUCUAUCAGCUGAUCCCCCUGAUCCUGGGAAAUGUUCUCCUGAUCACUCUGAUAUUGGUGCAUCUGUUACAGCUCUGAGAGUAGAUACAGUGUUUCCAUGUUCUAUAGAUGCUAAAUGUUUUACACAGAACACAAAGCGUAUUACCCAUCAGCCAGCUAAGGCAGGUGAGAGGCCACUGAUAUGUUCUGAGUGUGGGAAAUGUUUUACACACAAAUCAUCUCUUGUUACACAUCAGAGAAGUCACACAGGUGAAAAGUCAUAUUCCUGUUCUGAGUGUAGGAAAUGUUUUCCACGGAAAUCAGAACUUGUUACACAUCAGAGAAGUCACACAGGUGAGAAGCCAUAUUCCUGUUCUGAGUGUGGGAAAUGUUUUGCAUGGAAAUCAAAUCUUGUUACACAUCAGAGAAGUCACACAGAUGAGAAGCCGUACUUCUGUUCUGAGUGUGGGAAAUGUUUUGCAUCGAAAUCAAAUCUUGUUACACAUCAGAGGAAUCACAUAGGUGAGAAGCCAUAUUCCUGUUCUCAGUGUGGGAAAUGUUUUGCAUCGAAAUCAUAUCUUGUUACACAUCAGAAAAGUCACAGAGGUGAGAAGCCAUAUUCCUGUUCUGAGUGUGGGAAAUGUUUUGCAUCGAAAUCAUAUCUUGUUACACAUCAGAGGAGUCACACAGGUGAGAAGCCAUAUUCCUGUUUUGAGUGUGGGAAAUGUUUUGCAUGGAAAUCAAAUCUUGUUACACAUCAGAGGAGUCACACAGGUGAGAAGCUAUUUUCCUGUUCUGAGUGUGGGAAAUGCUUUACAUAUAAAUCAUAUCUUGUUACACAUCAGAAAAGUCACACAGGUGAGAAGCCAUAUUCCUGUACUGAGUGUGGGAAAUGUUUUGCAUUGAAAUCAGAUCUUGUUACACAUCAGAGAAGUCACACAGGUGAGAAGCCAUAUUCCUGUUCUGAGUGUGGGAAAUGUUUUGCAUGGAAAUCAAAUCUUGUUACACAUCAGAGAAGUCACACAGAUGAGAAGCCGUACUUCUGUUCUGAGUGUGGGAAAUGUUUUGCAUCGAAAUCAAAUCUUGUUACACAUCAGAGGAAUCACACAGGUGAGAAGCCAUAUUCCUGUUCUGAGUGUGGGAAAUGUUUUGCAUCGAAAUCAUAUCUUGUUACACAUCAGAAAAGUCACACAGGUGAGAAGCCAUAUUCCUGUUCUGAGUGUGGGAAAUGUUUUGCAUCGAAAUCAUAUCUUGUUACACAUCAGAAAAGUCACACAGGUGAGAAGCCAUAUUCCUGUUCUGAGUGUGGGAAAUGUUUUGCAUGGAAAUCAUAUCUUGUUACACAUCAGAGAAGUCACACAGGUGAGAAGCCGUACUCCUGUUCUGAGUGUGGGAAAUGUUUUGCAUGGAAAUCAGUUCUUGUUAAACAUCAGCGAUUUCACAAGUGAGAAUCCAUUUUCAUGCUGAGAGAUAAAUAAAUCUGCUCUUGUUGAACAUAUUAGACAUUACCCAAGCACGGAACCAUUUAAAUCUUCUGGAGUAUAAUUAUCACUGUCGUGCAUGUUCCUCAAGGGUCAAUCCUAUCUCCUAUGCUUUAUAAAAUAUACAUGCUACCAUGGGUUAUAUAAUCAGACAUCAUGGCCUGGUCUACCACUGCUAGGCAGAUGACCUGCUUUUUGCUCCAUGUACUGAGAACCUAAUACCAAUCCUAAAUGGUUGUCUAGCUGAGCGCCAGGGGUGGAUGAUGCCAGCCCAGCAUUACAUGGUCCAAGGUACUAGAAGCAGCUUCUGCCUCCUUACUGCCCCGCUUGCUUACUUCUAAAGAUGAAGGACUGUUACCAGCAGUACCAAGAAUCCUCUCUCAUUCAUUCAAGGGUUGAACGUUUAGCUUUGCAGCCCUGACCAUGGAACUCACUGCCUUGCACAGUCCAAGAGGCCUCCAAUCUAGAGACCUUCACAAGCAGACUGAUGACUGUUACUCACGCUUUUCAUUAAUGUACCUCUAUUUCUCUGACGUCCUAGUGGAUGCUGGGAA